Spirodela intermedia is the source of this 10159-nucleotide messenger RNA. The record is from the annotation of a GenBank genome assembly. NCBI's taxonomy places the organism in Eukaryota, Viridiplantae, Streptophyta, Magnoliopsida, Alismatales, Araceae.
AUGUUCACACCUGCGACGAAGAAAUCCCAUUUUCCGCAUCGGAGGGGCACGAGUCAGGGGCGGGAGGCGCCGGAUUCUCCAACGACGCCCAUUGCUGAGAGCCGCCCGUCUGUGGGUUUAGUCGCGUCCCGUCCGGCAACUGGUACGCCGGCGCCGUGGGGAUCUCGCCUUUCCGUUCUGGCCAGGUAGUCCACAAGUUUAGCGUUCGCUGCGUAGCUGGGUUUGGUGUUCCCGCCGUGUUCCUAGUCUCUCCGUUUGUUUGUUUAUGGAUGGUACUGGUGUGUCCUCAUUAGUUUGGCGGUUUUAUAAACUUUUAAGGAGUGUGAUUCGAUGGAGGUUGUGCCCUUCUGUUUUCUGUUAGAUGCAUCAUUAUUUUUCUUGAGAAAUCAUUAAUUCUAAAGGGGCCGUUGGAGGAGAGCUCUCAGAUUCUUGUUUUCCUGAUCUCAUAAAGGUAUAAAUGUCAAGUUUAAUGAAGUAUGGUGGGGGCUACUUUUCUCAUCCGUGAAAAUACCAUGAAAAAUAUUGUCAGGACAGUCAUUUUCUGAACGCAGUCAAUGCAUCCUGGAAUCAUCGGUUCGCUUCCUAGAUUGGGCAUCAUGUUGAGCUCUAAAUGCUGAUUUGUAGAAACUGGCAGCCGGUCAGCACUACACCAAAUAAUUGUUGUGGUUUUUGCAUCAUCUGGUGCGAUGCAGGGUGAAUGAAUGAUGGGAAUUACAUUUGAUGGUAGCGGGGAUGUUCUCAGUUAAUUUGUGGGGAAAAUGGUAAGGGAGGAAUUGUCAGAGUCGGGAGAGCGUCAAAGUUGGGAAGUAGGAUUAAAAUACCUUUAGAUUAAUAAUCUUCAGAAACUGAUCAAGAGCAACUAGAAAAGAAUAAUGAUAUUUAUGGUAUGUGACAUGAAGAGGAUCAGAGCGGUCGCAGAAGACAUCGGACGUCAUGAGCCAGUUGUUGUUUGUUUAUGUCAUGGCAAAUAAAAGUCAAUCUCACAGCAGAUGGCUAGAUCAAGAUACCGGGAUGCAACAAACUCAGAGUUUUGUGUAUGAAAUCGGCUGAUAGUCAUACAACACAUCAUGAUAUCAUGGAAUGCUAAUUCCCUGGGUGAAUGUUGCAACAAGCGCAUGUGCACCAUAUCAGUUAUAUUCGCAUAUUCCAGCAUGAUUUUUUAUGGUUUUUACUGUAGUUCAAGGACUAUGGAUGGAAAAAGCAAGCUUUCCUCCAAGGGCUGGUGAGAGUAAACUAAUUUUUUCUAACACUUGUUGCCUUGGGGACCAGUUGAAACUAUUUUGGAUACCCAUGGGAAAGGACCCGAUAGAAAUGACUGCUUUUUGUAAUUGAUUUGGAGUGAGCAGCUCGAUUGAAGUUGAUGCCUCUAACAGAAAAUUUCACCUGGUUCAAGCAGUAAAGGAAUGGCUCCUACAAAUCAUUUAGCUGAUUGUAGUUGUGACUGUUCAACUUUGUUUGUGUCAUACAUAUGUCUUGCCCAUAUAAUAUUGUCUUUGUGUGUUCUACGUGACUUGUAUGCUGUGUUAGAUGGGGAGAAAAAUUGCAAUCAAAAGGCAGUGAUUUCUAAUCAUCUUCCCAGUGCCGUGAAAAAUUGAUUCUCUUAUAGAUAUUUAUCUAUGUAAUAAAUUGGAAUUUCAUAUUUAUCAUUUUUCCUUUGUAACUGUCUCUUUUAGAUGAUUUGAACCGCACAACUAUUUUGAAGCUGCUUAAUGGCCGUGAUGUCAUCUUGUUACUAAAAAAAUGGAAUCCUUUGCAUAAUAUAUUGUUCUGUUUAGUUUGCACUAUAUAAUUUUGUAGAUUAUCGUUUGGAAUGAAACAAGUUUUUUUUUUCCUUGUGCAAGGAUUCCAUCACCAACAAGAAUAUACAAGGGAGCUGGUGCUGAUCAGACUCAGCCUGUAUUUGUUGCAGAUUUUCCUCGAGUGGUUCGCAGUGCACAAGCCCUACAGAAAAAUACGGCUGGUUGGUACAAAUAAUUUCUGGUUGCGUUUCGUGAUCGUUUCUGAAACUAAUUAAAGUUAUUGCAUUGUGCAGAAUUCCGUGGUGGCAUUGACGAGGGCUUAUCGCUCUCAUGGAUAGUAUGUGGAAAUCAACUUUUUAUCUGGAGCUUCUUAUUAGCACCCAGUUCAAAGAAAUGUGUUGUCCUUGAUAUCCCAUCUUUAGCUUUAGCUGACUGUGAAAAUGAUACAAAUUUGAACAAAGGUCACUGGCUGAUAUGUUUCGUUGAUUGGAGUAAGGCAUGUGAAGGAACAGAAAAGGUGUUAGGUCGGUCCUUAUCCGCUGGUGUUGUGGCCUGUCACCAAGAAACGGGAGUUGUGAUAUAUUGGCCUGAUAUAUUUUCUGAAAGUGAGAACCAGCCAGUGGUUAGUCUACCAAGUCACGUGAAACGUGAUGGUGCUACUCCGCUUUAUCAAGAAGUCAUUGAAACUGAGAGAAAUAAAGAACCAAAUCAGAUUGGAGAUGAUUUUCGAUCAGAGGGAAAAUGCUUUAACUGUUUGCUAGCUUCCCUGAUUCCCAGUGACGCACAUGAAUGCAUUGGGCUUGGUUUGAGCUCUAGUGGAGAGCUGUGGCGUUUCUUUUGCAGUUCAACAAAGAUUUAUAGAGAGAGAGUUUCUAGGGUGAGCUCAGCUCUUCAGAAUAAUGAAACUGAUCAACCUCCAAACUUAGUAUAUGCAAGGUCCCUUGUGUGGCGUUUCCAGCAUGAAACUUCAGGGAAGUCUGACAGACAGUUCUUUCUGUUAACUGAUCAUGAAAUUCAAUGCUGGAACGUUUUGCUUGCAGGCAGUGGUUAUGUCACUAAACUCUGGUCUCAUGAAAUUGCUGGUACUGAUGGAGAUGUGGGUAUUAAGAAAGAUUUGUGUAGGCAAGAUCGUAUAUGGCUUUUGGAUAUGCAGGUUGAUAACAGUGGGAGCAAAUUUAAAGUGCUCGUUGCCACACUAUCCAAGGACCAGGUGAGCAGUUCAAGUUACAUACAGUAUUCACUUUUGACAUUGCAAUAUACGUCUGGGUCUGAUCCUUCAUCAGAAGACUAUAGUUUGACAAAUGAUAGAAUUCUGGAGAAAAAGGGUCCCCUUCAUGUGUUGAUUCCCAAGGGACGUGUAGAAGAUGAAAAGUUUUUGCUUUCAAUGAGACUCCGUAUUGGAGGAAAACCACCUGGAUCGGCUGUUAUACUUUCUGGAAAGGGAACUGCAACUGUGACAAGUCAUUGGAGAGGUACCGCACAACUCCAUCAAUUUGAAUUGCCUUGGGACGCUGGAAAAGUUCUAGAUGCUUCUGUCAUAACUUCUCUAGAGAAUGUUGAAGAAGGCACUUGGGUUGUUUUGACUGCGAAGGCCGGAAUAUGGGCGAUUCCUGAGAAAGCGGUUUUACAUGGAAUUUUUUCUCAAAAAGGGAGCCCCAAUAAGGAAGAUACAGAAGAAGAAGAAAGAACAGCGUUAGAUGGGGAUAUUGGAGACAGGCAAAGGGCAUUGGUCUCGACCAUUACACAACAUACUGCUCAAGAUGAGGAAGCUGAAGGCUUACUAGGCAGCCUCUUUCAUAAUUUCCUUUUGACUGGGAAAGUCGAAGGUGCUUUUGAGAAGCUUAAAAAGAAUAGGGCAUUUGAAAAAGAAGGUGCAAUGAAUGUUUUUGCGCGCAUGAGCAGAUCUAUUGUUGACACAUUGGCUAAACAUUGGACAACAACUAGAGGAGCCGAUUUUUUGUCUUCUGCGGUUGUUUCUUCCCAGCUCUUAGACAAACAGCAGAAACAUAAACGGUUUCUGCAAUUUCUUGCUUUAUCCAAGUGCCAUGAGGAGCUUUCUUCUAGACAACGUAUGGACUGGGUUCUCUGUUCAAAUUUUUAUGUUUUACUACCUUAGAGCCGAUAUAUUCCGUGCAUAUUUUUUCAUCCUUCAUUUUCCAAUAAAUGAUGUCAUUCUAAGGAUCUUUAAAUUGAUGAUUCCCGUAUGAUGUCUUUUCAUCUAAAUGUAGGAUUUCUUUCACCGUACAUAUUGUUGGUCAUUACCCAACAGCGGCUAUGUCAAGUCGUUCUAACAACUGUUCUCUGAUGGGUUUCACAAAUCAUCCAUUUAUUUUACUUGUGCUCAUGCCAUUUUUGGGCAGAUGAAUCACUAUGGAUUGAUUCCUUGUCGUAGGGGAGAUUGUAGGGUGAGGUUUUUGGCUUUUCAAUUGAUGAGGGAUAUCAUAUUGCUCAUCUGUAACUUUGUUGGAUGCGAAAUUUUAGGAGCUUCCUGUUUGUGUCGAUGUCAGUUUCAGGCUGAUGAAUUACUUUGGAUUGAUUACCUGUCGUGGGGCAAAUUGGAGGCUGUGUCCGAGAAGGUCUUUAGCUUUUCUGUUGACAAGGGGAAUUUUAAGAUGUGUAUAGGAGCUCCCAACAUCAGCCGUUCCAUAUGGUUGACACGUGUGUUGACAAAGGCUCUUGCUAGAGGAUCCUUGUGCUGGACAAGCUGUGGGAAGGAGAUCUGUGCUGACCUUAGUUGACCACAGAUGACCAGUGUGGCGUAAUGUUAACUUCGACAUCGCUUAAUCAGCAUUGACAUGGGUUUGGUAUAUGAAUGAUGGUGGUCUUGAAGCCUCAAUCCGUAUUGAUGUUGUUGGAAGAGGGCUUGGCAUGGCGAGCCAUUGUUUUGUGGUGGGAUCCACUUCUGGGUACCUUGACAACAAUGCUUGGUAAGCUUGGAUUGACUAGCUCUGGUCAGCACUUGACCUUCUUGUUGGCUGACCACAAAGCAUAUCAGCAAUCAUGUUAUGGGCUCCAUGCCGAUGACUAGAGGUCUUAGGUGUCCUAUUGGCUUAGAGACAGAUGACUGGGAUAGUACUGGACGAAAUUGAAAGUUCAAGGAACUUGGUGGUUGGAGCAGAAAUGCCUUUCCCGAACAUGGAUCGCAAUGUCUGGUUCAAGUAGCACAUCCUUUGGAUGGCAACGUAGACUGACUAACACAGCUAUGGGUGAAGAGUCCUGCUAUGUGCAGCAUGAUGGUGUUACAGCUUUAGUUGACAAAAGUGCGUUAUAAUUUUCAUUGAUUUGCUGCUUUUAUUGGACUCCAGCUGAUUGUGUUCAUACAAUACUGGAUCAUGCUCAUUAUAAAUGAAAUGAUAGGAUGAAUUAUUAUCAUUAAAGUGACCGAUCUAGUUAAACGUUGAAGUCACUAGGUGGGCAUCGUGAAAAAUGAUAGAAGCCAAGUACAGAAAUAGAACGCUGACAAAAUAAAGGACAUUUAUGUCAACGAUUUUCCAUAUUUCAAUUGUAUAAAGUUAAGUUUGCCCUCAUCUUAUAUCUUUGACGCAUUAAAGUGUAAUAUCAAGGAACCAUGGAAUGAAUGUGUCACAUCUUGAAACAUGAAAGCUAAUUUAUGCUGAAAUAUCCUUUGUGCAUUUUAUUAUUCUUUUGUAUCUGAGUUUUACACGGGAGGUUCUCUGCAAAAUAUGGUUCAAAACAGCCGAUUUGGUUGUUUCAUUGCUCUGGUGAGUAAAAAAAAAUAAGUAUUCUAUAUUUUAUAUUUGCCAGUAUUUGAGAAUAUUGCAUAUUGAUGGCGUCUCAUUCUUGUAGAGUGUAAACACUCGCAUGACGUAGUAAUGUUUAUCUUGUACAAGGUUUUAUUGUUAUCUCAUAAAUCACUAGUUAAAAACUGACAGGGCAUUCUUUACAAACUAUUCUGGAACAUGGGGAAAAGCUUUGUGCUAUGAUUCAACUGAGAGAAUUGCAGAGCCAGGUUACUAAGAAGCGGUCCGGUGGAAACGACUCGCCAUCAUCUCUCUCUAUGACUGAGGCCACAAGCUCUCUUUGGGAUCUCAUUCAACUAGUUGGUGAGAAAGCUCGAAGAAAUACUGUUCUUCUUAUGGACCGAGAUAAUGCUGAAGUUUUCUAUAGCCGAGUUUCUGAUCUUGAGGAGUUAUUCUACUGUUUAUCACAUAAUCUGCACUAUAUAAUUGACAGAGAGCACUCUAUGAUUCAGAUUCAGAGAACAUGUGAAAUCUCAAAUGCUUGCACCAGUUUAAUUGUUUCUGCCAUCCAAUAUAGAAAUGAGCAUCGAACUUGGUACCCUUCUCCUGAGGGAUUAGCUCAUUGGAAUUGUGGACCAGUGGUUAGAUCAGGAUUGUGGAACAUAGCUUCUCUGAUUAUUAAGUUGUUGAAGGAAGCACCUGUAAUUGAUAAAUCUGUCAAGUUUGACCUGUCGUCUCACUUAGAAGGAUUGUCAGAUGUUUUAUUGGAAGCAUACAAUGCUUCAGUCACUGUAAAAAUGGAACGGGGUGAAGAAUACAAAGUUCUUCUAGAAGAGUACUGCAAAAGAAGAGAUGAAAUUCUCUGUACCCUUUACCAGCAGCUGAAAGAUUUUGUUGAUACAAAAUAUCAGGUAAUAUUUAGUUAUUUUAGUUCUCUGAUAUGUUAAAAUGAUUUUUCCUAGUUGAAGUGCAUUCACCCCACGAAUUGAUGUUUUUGUCUAUAUCCUUUUAUUCUGUUCGUGCUCAGUAUUGGUGGUUCAGAUCCUUAUAAAUGAUGCGUGAAGCUUGUGUUAAUAUGCAUAUCACUACUAUGCUAUGUCACAUUCUCUAUGCUGAUUUUUUCAGAGACCCAUGGUAACAAAGAACAGUAACCAAAUUUGCAUAAAAAGUUAAAAGAUGACGAGACCGAAAGGGGAAACUUUUUUAACUAAAAGCUAGAAAUUUGCAUGGUGUGACGUAAUCUGAAGAGAAGGAGAAGAUGGAUACUGGGAAUUAGGGAAAGGAAUAAAUGAUAUUGGGUAAUGGAAGGGAAGUGUUUCAAUAUUGUUUUGCUGUGAACUAUUUGAUCUUCUAGUAUUAAAAGAUAUUGAACUUCAGUUUUUACAAAACUGUAUUUUCUACAAUGAUAUUACCUUCCAGCUUAAAAAUUCAUUGGGCCAUUGAUAUGAGACAACCAAUCGGAUAGUUAGAUGCAUGUAUCAUUUGAUUAAUCUUUCCUCUUCCAUUUUCUGUCUGGGUAAAAGAGUGGACUAGGCUAUUUUUUAAUGAGGAAGCAGGUAAUACGUCUACUUUUAGAGCAUUAACAUAAUUUGUAUUUAACUUUCUAGCAUCCUAUGCCUUUUUAUGAGGAAUUUUCGUUUACAGCUGGCUAUGCACUGUUGCUCAUCCCUGUAUCUCUUUUUAUACUCGCUGGAUUUGUCAUACUAUCCGCUUUCCAAACAAAUCUUCCAACACAAUAAGAAAUAUGGACUUAUUUCUUUUUCGUAAAUUUGCAAGCCUUGCUUGCACAUAUUAGAGGCUUAGUUGCUACGCUUAGACUCGAAGAAGAUUUUUGGAAAGACCGUAGAGUUGACAGUUAAUGACACUUACCUCCCAAACAAGCUGCUGAGAGAUGUUAGUAUGGCACACGAAAAUGUUGAAAUAUCAAGCAUUGUGGUGCUAAACCCAGAAAAGUGAUUUGGACAGCUAUGCUUCCUUGUUUCUCUUUACUGACAUUGCUACUCUCCUUGAGAAGAUAUUGGGGAAAAAUGAAGAAUUACAGAUAGGGUUAUCUUUGAUCUAUCUGAGACCACCGUUUCGCACAGUAGGAAUUUAUUUUUUCUGCCAUAUCAUUGCUAAACUAAGAUCAGUUAUUAUGGUUGCCCAUUUUUGUCCGUCUGGUCGACUGAUUCUAAAAUAACUUUUGUCGUACUAUAUUCUCUCGUUUCAAAGCUUUUUCAAGAAAUUCUUGUGGUAAUUUUCUUGGGCGAGAGGGUUCUCAUGGUUGGGAGUUGUGUUUGCCCAUCUGUCCGGAGUUGGUGUUCCUUUGGUAUCCAUUUUCUUACAGGUUUCAGCCUAGCCAUGAAGCAAAAUACCAAAAAUUAAUGCCGUCAGUGGUUAAUUAGCCAUGAAGCAUAAGGGGUGAAAAUUAGAAUAAAUUUAGUAUCAUAGGAAUUUAUGGUGACCCAUAUCAAGAACCUUGGGCUCCAUAGUUUUUGCCUGGUGCUUUUCAUAACUGGUACUUUUUAUAAUUAACUCCUAUCAGACUUCGACCUGAGGCCAGAAUCCACCCAAUUCUAUUAUCUCAAACAUCUUGGCUACCUGUUUCAAACCCUUCAACGUAGUUAAUUUUAUUAUUUCCUUGCUAAAUGGCUAAAUGAAAAUGGUCUUGACCUUCAUAGACCAUUACACUGAUACCUGCGAGAAAGGACUGAGAUUUACUUAUUGUGCUCAGCUUAUCGUUGACCUUUACACUCUGCACUUUUCAGGAAAUAUGCAGGGGGACGCAGGAUCCAGAUCUCAAGAGAUCAAUUUUCAAAGAAGCUUCAGGACAUUUGCUUACGAUUGCCAAACAGCAUGAAGGCUAUCAGACACUUUGGGAUAUUUGUUUUGACCUUAACAGUACAGAGCUUCUCCGUAAUCUCAUGGUACAAAUAUCUCAAUGUUUUAAAAAAACAAUGUCUUUCUUCGAGAUCUUGCUCUGUUGUUUGUGAAAAUACACGCAUAAUUUGUUUCAUGUAAAAAUUGAGGUGCAGAGGCAAAGGAUUGGCCCCCAAGGAGGUUUCAGCUACUUUGUGUUUAAGCAGUUAUAUAGACAGCAGCGGUACUCAACUCUUCUGAGGCUUGGUGAAGAGUUCCAGGAAGAGCUCCUUAUUUUCUUACGGCAGCACAAAGAACUAUUGUGGCUCCAUGAGAUAUUCUUAAACAAAUUUUCCUCUGCUUCAGAAAAUCUUCAUGCCUUGGGUCUGUCUCAAGAUAAUGCCUCCUCCUUAAUGGCUGAAGAAUCCUUUGAUCCAGAUUAUUUGAAGCCAGAACUUUCUCUUUCAGAUCGAAGACGAUUUCUUAAUCUUUCCAAAAUAGCUGCUGCUAUAGGUGUGCGAUUCUUUCCAGUGCACUCUAUUUUUUCUUGGCUGUUAUAGAUUUAUCUUCCUUGAUACUCAUAUUAUGUUUUUUUCGAACUGGUCUUGAAUUGUAUUAUCCAAGACCAGCUUGCUUUCACUCAUAAUAACUACAUUAAUUUCUCCGUUUUUCAUUUUCUUUUAGUGUGACUCUCUUGUAAUCAAAUGAACUUUGGUUUUUCAAAUGCAUAAGUGAACAAGUGCAUAAAUUUCUACAUUUUAUGUAGAAUUGAUGAUGAUAGUCUAAAAAAGCUGACCAUACAUAUGCAUAGCAACAUAACAUGUCCUCAAAGUGACAGUGUAGAGUGGACAGUUCUCCCAGGUUUUGGAUCACCAUAAUCAAUCAAUAUCUUAUCAAUUAAAGCCGAUUCUUGUUCAAUAGAUUGAAUCCCAGAAUGAAUUCACCAAAUAUUCUCGUGUAAUCGUGAAUAAAUAUCCAUGGAUAAUUCAGCACUUCGCACCCCUUUUUGCUUAUCCUGCUCGUUUCUUUAUCUAUCAUUCAUCAAUUUCCGAUUCAUUCUACUAAAGUAUACAUAUAAAUCGCUUUUUCAGACAAAGAUGUGGACUUUGACGCAAAAAUACAACGCUUGGAGGCGGACUUGCAUCUGCUAAAGUUGCAGGUACAUCUGAAUUCUUAUUCCACUGCGCUCAUAUUCAUUAUGGAAAUUUCACUGACUCGUAAAUAUAUAAUUUUCCUCUGAUUAUACUCAUCAAAGCUAUGCCUUUGAGCCAUUUCCUCUGUAUUUUCUUUAAUAUAUAUAUAUAUAUAUAUAUAUCUAUUUUCUAUGGGCUGCAGGAAAAGAUCACGGGUCAGCUUCAAGAUGGCGAAGACAGGCAACAGUUCAGCAAUCUCCUCCACCCUGGGAAGCUGAUUGAGCUUUGCCUGAAGAGCCAGACCCAGAUUCUAUCUCUAGAGGCUUUUGAGGUCUUUGCAUGGACAAGUUCCUCCUUUCGGUCAUCCAACAGGAGCCUCCUGGUGGAUUGCUGGAUGAAUGCCGCCGACCAAGAUGACUGGUCGGACAUCUACCAGUCAUCGGUGGCCGAAGGAUGGACUGACGAGGCCAUCCUGCAGAUUCUCAAGGGAACUGUCCUCUUCCAAGCAUCCCAAAGGUGCUAUGGCCCCCAGGCAGAGGUCUACGAUGGAGGGUUUGACGAGGUGCUACCUCUCCUCAAAGAGGAUGUAGAGCCCACAUCUUUCAAGGACCCGGGCAUCUCAGUGGAGGCCAUUCUGAUGCAGCACAAGGGUUUUCUCGAUGCGGGCAAGCUGAUGGUGACUGCCAUUGUGAUGGGUAAGCUCGGAGCCGGUGCAGUCUCAGAGGGAGACCUAAUGGCAGAGCUUUGA